Messenger RNA from Symbiodinium sp. CCMP2592, 6849 nucleotides. Lineage: Eukaryota; Dinophyceae; Suessiales; Symbiodiniaceae. The record is from the annotation of a GenBank genome assembly.
AUGGCAAGCAUCAGAUGUCCGCUGUGCAGUGAAGAUCGGUCCUGCAACGAGGAUUGUUUCAUUCCACGCAAAAGCCUGUGUGAGGGACUCUUUCACGCAUUGCGACUUUCAUGGGUUGAGAUCGUGGAGACAAGCGAGCUUGUUGCUGCAUGGACCGCGUACAUGCAAAAGCCGACAAGAGUCGGGCACCACACAUGGUACCACAAACCUGGCCAAGUGGACCUGGGGGUCGGCCGAGACAUUUGCCAUUGGGGUAUCGUCCUGCUUGUCGGCGCGCAGAAAGUGCACGAGCACUUCUCCAACACCGACACAGUGCACCAGGGUGUCGAAGGUUUCCUCUACUGGCUCUCCGUUCAUAAGAAUCCUGAUGCUGUCAAGGUGUUGCACAUGGUGCAGCAUUUCUUAAAAGACUUGCAUGAGCUUUCCAUGGAGCUUCCGGUCACAGCGGGACAUCACGUCACCUGGGAGGACUUGUCAUCGUCCUCCACUCGGGUCUUGCAUUGCACGGAGUUCUCAGAGAAGGAGGGCGGCUGGUUCGAGACAUCUUGUGCCUCUCAGCCAUUGGUGAUCGAGGCGGAAGAUGUGCUGGGGGAGCUCGCAAUUUCGAGGCAGGCGAUCAGUGCAAGCAGGCUACGCAUCCUUUUGACACCGGCAUCCUUGGCAGCCUGGCAGUACAUUGUACAUGAGGACUUCGGCUUUCCGCAUUCCCAAGGUAGCGGAGGCCAAGGUCAAGGCAUCCUGAAGUACCCUGUGAUAAAGAAAACCACGGGUGACGAUUCGCAGAGCUUUCGUGGUCCUUCAUGGAGUGGAAUCGUACAAGUGGGUGAAGACGACACUUCGCCUAGCUCCGAUUGGCACUGGGAAGUCGAGGAAAACCUUUGCAUGCAGAGGACCUUCCGCGGCACCUGGCGCAGCCGCGCUAUCUCCAUGUCGUCCACAGCAGGUUCGGGUGCCUUUUUUGCCGACCGCGCCGAGGCGGCGUCUCCUCAGCCCGCUCUGCGCUGCCAGCGCCUGCAUGGUCUGGCUCAGCUGUUCCGACUGUCGCACCUCCCUGAGUCACCAAAUGCGGCGUUGUUCCAGGAGCGGCCACAGCUCCGGAUCGAGGUCAGCGACGAGCGGAUGGAGCUUUUCGUGUCUCUUUCGCUGUUCCCGGUGACCCGGUGCCAGAUGCCGUGCUAUGCUGUCGACGAAUCGGCCCCUGGAACACUGGGCCUGUGGAUUUGCGAGCUGCCAGCUGCGGCAAGCGAGGCCAGAAAGAGGAGUCACCAGCUCGAUCUGCGACCACCGGUGCAUGUGUCCGCAUCUUCGCCGGGCUGCAAGGAACACCUCGUCUCAGUGGCGCUGCCACGAGGUCUUUACACCCUCAUCCCCUUCAGCUCGCAUGUCGUUCUUGAUCGGCAAGGAGUUCAGCGAGCAAAGUUCGGCUGUCGCAGCCAAUCAUGCGGAUGCGUGGACUCGAACCUCAUGCAGGAGUCCGUGUGGGAGCUAGGCAGCCGUUUCGCGUGCAUAUCUGCCUGGGCCGAAGCUACUGACCUAGCCAUUUACGAGGCAGAUCCGUGGUAUCAACGGCUUCGCAUUGAAUGGGACUUGCUUAUGCAGUCGCUGCCCAUUUGGCUUUGUGCCGGGACGGAGGGGCCUAUGGAGGUGCUGAUCUGCGUGACGGGACCCGAGGAGGACCAGGCCUCACUGCUUGGUGCGGAGCCUUGCGUGGACCUUUGGCCACCGAUUGAGCACCGCAGGGUGCGGAACGAGCGGACAGGUGCUGUUCGCCUGCACAUACCGUCGCUUCCAGCUGGGCAAACAUUGCGGGUGAGCUGUUUGUGGCAGGAGCCUAUCGACCCUGGACGACAUACGGGACGAUCAGCACCACAACUUCUGGUCUACUCAUCUGGUCCUUUGACUGCGUCGGUUCCAAUGCAGCCAAGCCCAGCAAGCUCACGGCUUGGUUUGUGUGACCCGCCACGAGAGAUCCAGGGCUUCUGGCAAGCCUCGGCGCUUUUUGCUGGCCUCUGGACACAAGGAUUUUCGAGUGGCUUUGGCAGCUUGCGCAAUCCACAGGUCGUCUUAGAGGUUCCCAGGAGCCCUGGGCGUGGCGAGGAGCUGCAAUUGGAGCUGUUUCUCUGUAUUCCCGCAGUGGCCGUUCCGAAGAAGUCCAAGGACGUGCAGCGGCCCAAAGUGGCCAUCACCGUUUUUGUUCGUCAGGAGGAAUCCAGCCGCAAGGACAAAGGGGCUCCAGAGCGCCUCGCGGAGGGAGUGCUUCGCAAGGAGUUGAAGAGUGAGAAGGCAACGGUCGGCUCCUAUGCCGUCGCCUCCCUUACACUGUGCGGCGCAGAGUCGCGACAGCAACUCUUCGUCGUCUUGCAGAACAAUGACCCUCAGGAGUCUUGGCCGUGGCAGUUGCGAGUUCUCGCGAGGAUUCGAGCAAAGGACGGUGAGAUGCCAAUGGGCGAGGCAACGAUUCCACCUGCCCCGGAGAUGCCCGAUGCACCACCGCUGCGAGGAGCCGUGCUUGGUGGCAUUGCAGAGCCUGGACGUAUCUAUACAUGCUGGCCAGAGGCCCUAGCACUUUACAUGCCGAAGCGUGUAAAAGCUGCGGUGGCAGUGCCCACUGAUACCGACGACGAGCCUCAAGGACUCCCCACGCCCGAGACCUCCCACUCUUGGAUGCUCGGGCAGCAAGACUGGCCCGCGCAAGCCCCAAAGGUGGUCACGAGCUGUGGCACCAUCGCAUCUGAGCGAAGAUUCAACGAACCUGGCCCGUGGCCGGAGCGUGAUCCUGCAGUUGUCCCUGAGGUGGACGAGGAAGCAUUCCCCGAUAUCACUGCCACAUUAGCUCCACCAGCUCGAGUGGCCAUUGUAAAGGAUGAAGGCCCUGCUCGCUCGCAGGCCUUGUCUGAAGUGCGCGAGGUAAAACCGGAUGCAGAAGCGAGGAGGAGACCACCAGUGCCUCUGCCACCGAAGCGAUUGCACGUGCGCAGCCAGAAGGACAAGGACAGGCAGAAGGAGGAAACUGAGACGACUGCCCCGGAGCAUGAGGAUUUGCCGCAGGAACCUCCUACACCUCGAAGGCCGGGCCCGCCGGGGCCCAUGCCCGAAGUCGCCAUGCCUGCCUCGCAGUGCGAACGUCAUGCGCGGAUUGAGGCUCUGAUGCGUCGACGCCGAUACGGUCGAGAGCGCAUCAUGGAAGACCCACAUUUCUACCGCGAAGGACCCAGGCAGCAGACGAACAGCCUUCCACCACCACGUGUCAGACGGCCGCGCAUGGCGCACUCAGAUGAUCCUGUCGAGAAGCCGGAGCCUCAAGUGCCGCCACUCAGCGCCCGCGGAGAACGAAGCCCUUCACUGCCACCGCUGCCACCCAUCUCGGCGAGGGAAGGACGCUCAGGGCCAGGGAAGGUUCCUGCCGCCGUCGCUUCGAAACACCUCGUUCGAUUGGAGCGCCAGCACGGCCGUGACCGCCUGGGCUUCGGAAAUGUUGCCGCGGGAACGCCGCAAUCUCCAGUGCUGGUGAUAAGCUGGAUUCGUGACGGGGCGCUGGCAGACUUUAACAACGCAGCUCCAGAAGGCUUGGCCGUCCCGGUUAACUCCGCCAUCGUGUCCGUCAACGGGAUCUCGGGCGAUGUGCAACGAAUGAGGGAGGCACUGCGAUCGCAGGUCGUGGAGAUGGAAGUCAUGGCUCCAGAACGGUGGCGGUACUCGAAGGCCGGCUUUCAACGAGUCGAGGCCAGCAUUGCUUUCGAGAGCUGGCCCAGGGAUCCAUGGACUUGCAAUUGCAUUCUGCACGCUGUGAUUGAACAAGAUCAGAGGGUCCCGGCAUUCGAGGUUCAUGGUGCUGUGGUUUCCGACCACGCGGCUUGCGUAGAUGUGGAAGUGGUGGAAGUACGUAACUUCGAUCCAUGCAAAUACCCGCAGGAGCUCGACAAGAACCCUGAGUUUGUAGCAAUUGGUUUGGGAGACUUGCUGAUUGUUCUCAGGGCUCAGAACAUGGAGCUUGUCAUCGGCUGGAACGGCGUUCAGCAGAAGAAGGACGAAUCGCAGGUGCCCAACUUCCCGCAAAUGUCCGGCCUCAUCAGCGCAGCAGAGAUGAUGUUGAAGGCCCAGAACGAAGCCAAAUGGGCCGCAGAGAAGGCGUCGAAACCCAAGGCGGCAGGUGGUGGUGCAGCUGCGGAGGCAGCGAAGGCACCGACUUGUGAGUGGGUAGAGGAAAAGACGGACGAAGGCAAGAUCGCGUAUCGCAAUGGACGAACCGGGGAAGUGGUCGAGGAACUUCCUGACGGCGUCACGGCUGCUGAUGUCCAAAAGGCGGAGGCGGUCCGGGAUGGCUCUUCGAAGGCGCCCUCUCCGACGAUGCCGCUCGGCGCACGUCCGCCCUGGCAGCAGGCGAAGGCAGCAGCGAAGGCGCCCCCGAGGCCCAAGGAGGGGCAAAUCUGGCGCGAGCCGGGACUUUCCUGGAAGGCCAAAGCUCCGCCACCGAUGCCCAAAGUGCCAGCUUUUUUGGCGAAGGAGGGGGAAGAGGCGCCAGCGCAUACCGCUUCCCUGGGCCCUGCAGCAGCCAAGAUCCCUGCUGGACCAGAGCCUGCCGCGGCCGAGCCCCAGCAGGUGGAGCCUACUGUGGCACCCGCCGCUGUCGCCACGUCUUACUGGACCGAGGUCCGCACGGACGAAGGCGAUGUGUACUACCACAACGAGGAUACAGAUGAGACUGCCUGGGAGCUGCCUCCCGGUGGUGUUGUUCGGAAGCCUGGGGAGGAGGCUCCAGAGCCGGCACAGACCGUGCCUUCACAGACACCUUCGCAGCCGGCCGAACCAGAGCCACAGGUGCAACAGACCGGGCCCCUUCCCGGCGAUGAUGUGCGGAAGCCGGCUGACCAGGCCGUGCAGGUCAGCUACUGGUACCCAGUCUCGACCGAGGACGGUCAAACUUACUACUGCAACUGGGAGACAGGCGAAACGGCUUGGGAUGUGCCUUGUGCUGGCAAGGCAUCUGGGAUGGAACUUCGAUACAGCAAUCCGCCAAAGUCGCUGAUGUUCGCAGAGCAGCGAUACCUUCUCUGGGGUAUCGCGCGCGUUCCGGUGACAGUCGGCGGGCAAGAGUUGAAAGACACGGAUCCGGUCGCAGAUUUUUCGACCAGCCCAUGGUGCAUCGUUUUCACGAGCUGCCGCUCCAAGUUGCUUGAAGCUGCGACGGCAGCGAUGGAGUCCGAGGAGUACAAGGAGGCUGCAAGCCACUUGCAUGACCUGGUGCAGCAGCAUGCAGAUCUCACCGCCUACGAGCUCAAGCUGCUAAGCUCCGCCUUCAAGGCCCGAUCGAGGGUCCUGCGAGAAGCCUGGCGCCAGGCUCGCGAGGAAGGCAUUGCUAGCACGGAGGCGGCCGAGGUGGAAGCCUUCUGCCUCGAGGCUCUUCGGAUGCUGGAGGAGAGGCUCCUGCCGCAUGCGCCUGCGCGCAGUCACGAGCGGCUUGUGUAUGGCCGUCUUGCAGGAGACUACUAUCGCUACUUGAUGGAGCUUGGGGGUGAUGAAGCGGAGGAGCGACGGCGGCGUGGUCACCAAGCUUACGAAGCUGCCAUAGCUGUGCAAGAGGACCUUGUCAAUCCGACGCACCCCUCGCGUCUCUUUCUUGCUUUGAACUAUGCGGUGUUUCUACACGGCUUGGGAGAUGAAGAUCGCGCGAUUGCUAUUGGGAGGACGGCUUUCGAAGAUGCCAUAGGUUUCAACAUGGGUCGCGGCGAGGAAUGGGAGACUGAGGGCAUGGAUCGAGGAGACAUCGCCUUAGCCCUUCAGAUGUUGCUUGACGCAGCCGAGUAUUUGCAACUCAUUUGUUCUGUGGACCGUUACGUUGCCUUCAAUCCCACCUUCUUGGACUCGAAGGGAGGUCGAUGGGAGCUACAAGAGCGGAUCAAGGGAAAAGGAUACGCGAUAACCUCGAGCUAUGGUCUCAAGAACGCGAAGAAGCCGGCAAAUCCAAGUCAAGUGGCGACGGAAUUUGAGUGGCAAGUCGACUCCAUGGCGGAGGUGCUCACUUGCAUGACCAUCGUCUCUACAAUCUCGCUCCCGACUUCCAACACAAGUGAGUCGAGUCGGUCGAGCCGCGCAGCUUUGCAUGACGGCAGCCUGGACAUGUUGGCUCCCGAUGCCAGGCUGCACGAGCCGGAGCAGCAGACGCAGCAGCAGAUACCACAGGUAGGCCAAGCAGGCGGCGCAUGGAUGGCUUGCCAGACUGCAGAAGGGCAUCUCUACUACUACAACCAGACCACCGGCGAGUCUUCCUGGGAGCCUCCACCCGAGAUGGCGGCUCAGGCGUCGGUUCCGGGCGGUGGUGCUUGGGACGGUCUUUAUGCUGCACACGCUGCAGAGGAGGCAGCACGUGUACAGCGGCAGCAGUACGAGGAUGCCUUGCGGCAGAUGCAGGCUGCAGAAGAGGCAGCCAGAGCGCAGCGGCAACAGUGGGAUCAGCUCUACGCGCAACACUUUGCCUGGUACCAACAGCAGCAGCAACAGCAGCAGCAGUCCCAGCAGGCUGCAGCUGGUCAACCACCAGCGGAGAGUGCUGCAUCUGGUAUGGUUCCGCCAAGCCUGAAUGCAAGCAUGGAGGAGCAAAUUGCAUUUGCGAUGAAAUGCAGCGUCGUUCAGGAAAUGGAGGAGAUGAUCAAGAACGGUGUUUCGGUCGCAGACCGGAAGAAGGCCCUCAAGAAUUGGCAAAUAAAGUGGCACCCGGACAAGAAUCCGGAACAGGAAGAGGUCGCCAAGACUCUGUUCCAGUUCCUUGCAGACAAGAGAAGCUGGUUCCUGAAAGAUCCCGAUGCCGACGUCGGUGGCUGGGAGGAUCUGCCCGUGGAAAGUGUCGACUAG